GGAGAAGGAGUUCGACAAGGCCUUCGUGGACGUGGACCUGCUGCUGGGCGAGAUCGACCCCGACCAGGCCGACAUCACCUACGAAGGGCGGCAGAAGAUGACCAGCCUCAGCUCCUGCUUCGCCCAGCUCUGCCACAAGGCGCAGACCGUGUCCCAGAUCAACCACAAGCUGGAGGCACAGUUAGUUGAUCUGAAGUCUGAACUGACAGAAACGCAGGCAGAGAAAGCGGUAUUGGAAAAGGAAGUGCAUGAUCAGCUUUUGCAACUCCAUGCUGUUCAACUUCAGCUACAUGCCAAAACUGGUCAGAGUGUUGAUUCUGGGGCUAUUAAGGCAAAACUGUCUGUCCUUUCUGUGGAUGAAAUGGAGAGAGAACUUGAAGCUAACAAGAAAGAAAAAGUGAAAGAAGCUCAGCUGGAAGCUGAGGUGAAGUUGCUGAGGAAAGAAAAUGAAGCUCUUCGUAGGCACAUAGCAGUGCUUCAGGCUGAGGUUUAUGGAGCAAGAUUGGCAGCCAAGUAUUUAGAUAAGGAACUAGCUGGAAGGGUCCAGCAGAUUCAGUUACUGGGCCGAGAUAUGAAGGGACCUGCUCAUGACAAGCUCUGGAAUCAGCUUGAAGCAGAAAUACACCUUCACCGUCACAAAACCGUUAUUAGAGCUUGUCGAGGUCGGAAUGAUCUAAAACGACCAAUGCAAGCACCACCAGGACACGAUCCUGAUGCCUUAAAGAAGAGUCAAGGUGUUGGUCCAAUCAGAAAAGUUUUGCUCGUUAAAGAAGACCAUGAAGGACUAGGAAUUUCAAUCACAGGUGGGAAGGAGCAUGGUGUUCCAAUACUGAUCUCUGAAAUCCAUCCUGGACAACCUGCUGAUCGAUGUGGAGGAUUGCAUGUUGGUGAUGCUAUUCUGGCAGUAAAUGGAGUUAAUCUAAGAGAUGCAAAACAUAAAGAAGCUGUAACUAUUCUUUCCCAACAGAGAGGUGAGAUUGAAUUUGAAGUAGUGUAUGUUGCUCCAGAAGUUGAUUCAGAUGAUGAAAAUGUAGAAUAUGAGGACGAGAGCGGACACCGUUAUCGUUUAUAUCUUGAGGAAUUGGAAGAAGGUGCAAAUUCAAGUUCUAAUAGGAAAGAUGCAAAUGUGGAUGUCAAACCCUCACAAGUGUUUGAUAAGAAACCAAGUAUUGAUGGACAUGAAAAUGGAGACCUGGGGAAUUCAGUUGAAGCUCCGUUAGAAGACACUGCACCCAAAUUAGCCCGUUCUGCUGAGUCUUUAUCUUAAAAACAAAAAAAUCAACUGGACAGAUCCCAUCUUUGGGAACCAUUGAUAAUCAAUACUGACUGCUCCAAGUUGCAUAUACUAGUGUAGGUUGUAAAAGGAUGAUUAAAUGUCAAAGGGGACUGUAUUACUGUUGCCUGGAGAAAAGGCGGUUACCUCAGGGCUUCAUUGUGAGCAAUUCUAAAUGUGGAAAACUGUCUUUUGCGUGACACACAGUAGUUACCUAACACAUGGCAUGUGAAAUGAAUUUUCUUUUAGUAAUAAGCACCAAAGCAUGGGAUUUCUAAAAAGGAUAACCUCGAUACAUUCAACUUUUAAUCUCAUUGAUCCCCCCAAGGAAGUAGAGUAAGAUGUGGCCAGCUUCAUUUUGACCCUUUGAUGUUUUAAAGGGACAACUGAUGUUCAGUUUGGUGUGAAACAAGCUUUAACUCUGGAAGGAUGGGGGGGUGGGGAAUUGUACCAUUGCAUCCAUAAGUUUUGUACUUAGGAUUUU
Messenger RNA from Charadrius vociferus (killdeer), 1757 nucleotides. It is a transcript of the gene GOPC, whose product is annotated as golgi-associated PDZ and coiled-coil motif containing. The transcript has 9 exons. The record is from RefSeq and is a predicted model, not a curated record. Bases 98 to 1267 code for a protein of 389 amino acids. Gene Ontology annotation, molecular function: transmembrane transporter binding. Gene Ontology annotation, cellular component: membrane; trans-Golgi network transport vesicle; Golgi apparatus. Gene Ontology annotation, biological process: negative regulation of protein localization to cell surface. Lineage: Eukaryota; Metazoa; Chordata; Aves; Charadriiformes; Charadriidae.